This is a messenger RNA of Dufourea novaeangliae, 1538 nucleotides long. RefSeq names its product elongation factor 1-gamma (gene eEF1gamma). Gene Ontology annotation, molecular function: translation elongation factor activity. Gene Ontology annotation, biological process: translational elongation. Gene Ontology annotation, cellular component: nucleus; cytoplasm. The record is from RefSeq and is a predicted model, not a curated record. NCBI's taxonomy places the organism in Eukaryota, Metazoa, Arthropoda, Insecta, Hymenoptera, Halictidae.
ACUUUUGAACUGUUCGGUGGUGAAUCUAUUAGUGUAGAGAUUUUAUGCAUCGAAGAGAAACGAUCUUUACCGGCCUUCGACUUCCUCUUCCCGUAGCUGGAUAUAAUGGCGUCCGGAACUCUCUACACCUACCCAGAAAACUUCAGGGCCUACAAGGUGCUGAUCGCGGCUCAGUUCUCCGGCGCUCAGGUCAAGAUUGCCGAUGACUUUGUCUUCGGCGAAACUAACAAAUCUGAAGCUUUCCUGAAGAAAUUCCCCCUAGGAAAGGUCCCAGCGUUCGAAACAAAUGAUGGGAAAUGUAUUACAGAAAGCAAUGCAAUUGCUUAUUAUGUUGCUAACGAUCAGUUGAGGGGAAAGACUGAGCUUGAGCGUGCAGAAAUUGUACAAUGGUUUGGAUUUGCUGAUUCUGAGAUUCUUCCAGCUAGUUGUGGAUGGGUGUUUCCAUUACUUGGUAUCAUGCCUUAUAAUAAGCAGACUGUGGAACAUGCAAAAGAUGAUGUAAAGAAAACUUUGACCGCCCUUAAUUCUCACUUACUCACACGUACUUACUUGGUCGGAGAACGGCUAACUUUGGCUGACAUUAGUGUAGCCAUGACAUUGCUUCAUUUGUACCAAUAUAUACUUGAACCAAACCUACGUAAACCAUACCAGAAUGUAAAUCGAUGGUUCCAGACUGUGAUUUACCAGCCUGAAUCUAUGGCUGUAAUUGGUGCCUUUAAAUUGGCUGAGAAGACACUCGAAUAUGACCCAAAGAAGUUUGCAGAAACCCAAGGAAAAUCUUCUAAAAAAGAAAAGAAAGAGAAAGAAUCCAAAAAGGAACCAAAGGAAUCAAAGAAAGAGGCAGCUGAAGAAUUAGAUCCCGCAGAAGCAGCUUUAGCUGGAAAAGGCACUUUUGAUCUCGAUGAUUUUAAGAGAUGUUAUUCUAACGAAGAUGAGAAAAAAUCUAUACCUUAUUUCUGGCAAAAGUUCGAUCCAGAACAUUACAGUAUCUGGUUUGGUGAAUACAAAUACAACAAUGAAUUAACAAAGGUUUUCAUGUCCUGCAAUCUAAUCGGUGGUAUGUAUCAACGACUAGAUAAAAUGCGGAAGGGUGCAUUUGCCAGUGCUUGCUUGUUCGGUACAGAUAAUGAUAGUACUAUCAGCGGUAUUUGGGUCUGGCGUGGGCAAGAGCUUGCUUUCACGCUGUGUCCAGACUGGCAAGUAGACUAUGAGUCGUACAGUUGGACCAAGUUAGACCCGAGUAAACCAGAAACAGCACAGUUGGUUGAACAAUACUUCAGCUGGACUGGCGCGGAUAAAGAGGGACGUGCAUUUAAUCAGGGAAAGAUUUUCAAGUAAACCUUCGCCCUAUCCUUGCUAUUAAACGGAACAUUUUGUUCGCAUGAAAUAAACGUAAAAAAAAUUGAUUAAAGUAUCAUCGAACUUUACACAAAAACCUUUAGAAUCCUGUAUUCAAUAAUAGGGUGUUUUCUUUUCGUCAAGAAAAAGAAUGUUCCUUUGUAUGUAGAUCUCUGUUGUUCGACACACAUGUCUUUUUA